Mercenaria mercenaria is the source of this 1075-nucleotide messenger RNA. RefSeq names its product baculoviral IAP repeat-containing protein 6-like. The transcript is spliced from 6 exons. Bases 1 to 714 code for a protein of 237 amino acids. Lineage: Eukaryota; Metazoa; Mollusca; Bivalvia; Venerida; Veneridae. The record is from RefSeq and is a predicted model, not a curated record.
AUGUUGAAACUCUUCCUCGAUAAAGGGACCAUAGUGUCAUGUAGUCCUACAGCAUCUCCAGCAGAGGUUCUUAUUGUGUCUACACCACAGCAGAGGAGGGCACGAUCUGCACCAUGGUUGUAUCAUUUCUAUCCUGACGAGGCUUGGGUUGAUCACAAGAUCACGCUGCCAUUUGCUAUACUCUUGAAAGAAGUGCAGAUUCAACCUCACAGUCCAGCUCUUUCAACCUGUCCAGCAUAUGUAUCUUUAGAGGCAAGCCAAGAUGGUGUGACUACAUUCCCUCUUUGUGCACCUAUGAACACCAGCAGUCUUGUUUUCAUUAAGUUACAGCUACAGAGAUCAGAGGUGGUUACUUCAGUAACAAUAAGGUUACAUCGGGCACAUGACUCCAUGACAAUAGGGCUGUCACAGAUACUUCUGAUGGGAUAUAGUGCAUUUGGAGAAGUGGUUUACAAAACAAACAAUCUGUUCUUACCAACAGAAGAUUUCGUCUCGAGAUCUAGUGUUGGUUGGAUAAGGUUAUUGCACCACUGCCUGGUGUCUCAAAAGGAGAUGGAAAAAAUGGUUGCUGAAGCAGCGGCCCCUACAAGAGGUUUACUAAAUACAUGUACAGCCCAACUAGUGUCUCUCCACAGUAUACUCACCUACCAUAGAGGCUGUUCUGCAGAAACUUGGACUCCAUUCAGGAGAGCUGGGUCUAGCUUUGAUAGAUAAUAUACUGAGAAGUAAUACGUCAGUUUCUGACGAUGAAUUAGCCUCACAGUACCUGGGUAAAAUGGGAGGUAUUGCUAAUGAGUCCAUUAUAGAGAUCCUGUACCAGCUAGGAACUGUACAAGACAGAUGGACAGCUGACAGGUUAAAAGCCAUGUUGCAGUGGUUAGGAGAUAGUGCUCGUGUAGCAUUACAAAGGAAAGCUGUGUUCUCUGAUGAAGGGUUUAGACAUAUUCCCUACGAGGUUACCAGCAUGACCCUGCCCGGCCCCGCCCGUUCUCAUGUUCACUGUAUAGCAGCUGUGCUGUGGCACAGUAAUGAAAUGAGAGUGGACUACAACCUUAGUCAUCUUGUCACCAAAGAC